AUGAAUUUCAACAGUCUUCUGCAUAAUAUUGGGGAACAACUAGACAGUGAUAAACUGGCCUCCCUCAAAUUUCUGAGCCUGGACUACAUCCAACAGCGAAAGCAGGAACACAUUAAAGAUCCCCUGGCAUUCUUCACGGCACUCCAGGAAAAGAGAAUGUUGGAGGAGAACAACCUGUCCUUCCUGAAGGAGCUGCUUUUCCGAAUUCAAAGUCUGGAUCUGCUGACCAGGUAUCUUGGCAUCAGCAAGGAGGAGAUGGAGAGAGAGCUUCAGAUACCAGGAAAGGCCCAGAUUUCUGCCUACAGGGUCAUGCUUUUUCAGAUUUUCGAAGAUGUAAACAAAGAGGAGUUAAAAUCCUUUAAGUUUUUUUUGAGAAAGGAGAUUCCCAAAUGUAAACUGGAUGAUGACAUGUCCUUGCUUGAUAUUUUCAUCGAGAUGGAGAAGAGGAUGCUCCUGGCAGACGGAAAUUUGGAGACCCUAAAAAAAAUCUGUGGCCUAAUCAGUAAGAGCCUGCUGUUGAAAAUUAAUGAGUAUGAAGACUUAAGCAGAGAGAGAAGAAUGAGCCUUGAAAGAAGUCCAGAUGGAUUUUCAAAUGGGGAGGAGUUAAUUGGAAAACUGACAAUGUCUGACUCUCCAAGAGAACUGGAAAGUGAGUUAGGGACAUCAGACAAAGUUUACCAAAUGAACAGCAAACCUCGAGGAUAUUGUUUGAUCUUCAACAAUUAUGAUUUUGCAGUAGCACGGAAGAAUGUGAGCAAGCUUUACAAAAUUAAAGAUAGAAAUGGAACAGACUUGGAUGCAGAGGCUUUGAAAAAUACCUUUAGUGAACUUCAUUUUGAGGUAAUAGAUUUCAAAAACUGCACAGCAAAGAAAAUCUGUGAAGUUCUGGAAUCCUACCAAAAUAAGGACCACGGUAGCAAAGACUGCUUUAUCUGCUGCAUCCUGUCCCAUGGAGACAAAGGCAUCAUCUACGGCACUGAUGGGCAAGAAGCCCCCAUCUAUGAGCUAACCUCUUACUUCACCGGUUUGAAGUGCCCUUCCCUUGCAGGCAAACCCAAAGUCUUCUUCAUUCAGGCUUGCCAAGGGCAUAACUACCAAAAAGGUAUAGCUGUUGAGACUGACUCAGAGCAGCAGGAAGCCUGUUCAGGAAUGGCCUCACCAUCUCAGAAGAGUUAUAUUCCAAAUGAGGCUGACUUUCUGCUGGGGAUGGCCACUGUGAAAAACUGCGUUUCCUACCGAAGCCCCAUGGAGGGGACCUGGUACAUCCAGUCACUUUGCAAGAGACUGAGAGAAAGAUGUCCUAGAGGCGAUGAUAUUCUCACCAUCCUGACGGAAGUGAACUAUGAAGUCAGCAAUAAGGAUGACACGAAAAACAAGGGGAAACAGAUGCCACAACCUACUUUCACACUGAGAAAAAAACUCUACUUUCCUCUUGAUUGA
Molecule: messenger RNA, 1440 nt
Organism: Orycteropus afer afer
Lineage: Eukaryota; Metazoa; Chordata; Mammalia; Tubulidentata; Orycteropodidae
Gene: CASP8
Product: caspase 8
Exons: 8
Coding region: 1-1440 (479 amino acids)
Biological process (GO): regulation of apoptotic process; proteolysis; apoptotic process
Molecular function (GO): cysteine-type endopeptidase activity; protein binding
Source: RefSeq, a predicted model, not a curated record